UCAGAUAUAUUCGAAAUAGCAAUCAGCUUUUAGUUGUGCGUCGAUUUCUGCCACGAUCGGUUGAACCUCAGUCUAUGUAAUAUUAUAUUACGAACCAGUGAUCAUUACAUUGAGACAUUGAGGUAUUGAUCAUGCGCAACACUAUACGGAACCAGUUAGAACAAGACGGCUACGUGGUGCUGGACGACUUCCUGCGGCCGGCGGAGUGCGACGAGCUGGUCGCAGCGGGCCUGGAGCUGACCAACCAAGCCUCUGACUGCACGGAGAAAUGCAUCUUUUCCACCAUCGAAGGAGAAAGACAGCAACUAAAGGAUUCAUAUUUCCUGGAGAGUAAUGACAAAAUCAGCUUCUUCUUUGAGGCUGGGGCCGUGGGAGCCGACUCCACGCUACAGGUGGACCCCAGUGUUUCCUUAAAUAAGGUGGGUCAUGCCUUACACCUGCUGCACCCGAUCUUCAGGUGCUACACCUUCAGUGACAGAGUGAAGGCCGUGUGCCAGGAGUUGAGCCUCGUGGAGCCGGCCGUGGUGCAGAGCAUGUACAUUUACAAGAACCCGGGACUCGGCGGAGAAGUAACAGCCCACCAAGAUGCCACAUACUUGUACACCGAACCAAUACCACCAGUAGGUUUCUGGAUAGCAUUGGAAGACGCCACCGUCCAGAACGGAUGUCUAUGGAUCGCGCGUGGAUCGCACAAGUCCGGGGUACAUAGGCGACUCAUCCGCAACCCAGACAAGGAGUCCAAGCAGGCUCUGAUCUUCGACAGAGGAGCUCCCGUCUAUCCUCAGUCUGCCUUCACUCCUGUGCCCGUUAGCAAAGGGACCUGUAUCCUAAUCCACGGCAACGUGGUCCACAAAAGUGCGCACAACAAGUCCUCCGCCAGCCGGCCCGCGUACACCUUCCACGUCAUCGAGAAACACGACAACACCUACUCCCCCGACAACUGGCUGCAAGAGGGCAGCAACGCGCCUUUCCUGAACCUCUACACCACGCCGCAAAUGGAAUAACUGCUGCUUCGCCUUGCUGCAUACACUGCGCUGCGCCGCAUGCGCUCUCCGCCCACUCCCGACAGUCGGUGACCGAUUCUUUGUCGGCAAAAAUGAAACAUACAUUACAAUCUUGAAACGCACACGUCCUAUAAAAAGUUGACCAAAACGAUAACGCCGGUUAAGCACUCAUCCGAUCCGAUUCCGUGAAAAUACGUUCCGAAGUAGUCAUACAACUAUUUGUAUGAUAGCUUACACACUAGCUCCGACUUCCGUCAUCCGUUGAAUAUCUCGGAUCCUAAUCAGACAAGAUACCCAUGUCAAAGAUGACCACUGAAUAGCUUGGAUUUGGAUCAGAGAUCGGAUUAGUGCGUAAGCAAUAUCUGAAUUCAGUCCGAGUUUUUUAUAUCCGUAUUUUCACGGAUCGGUGAGUGUUUAAAAGUCUAAAACCAGUCUAAAAGUUGGCUUUAUCGGCCCGAUUAUUUAUUAUCGAGCUUACAUAAAGUUCAUGAGAUCGCGUGUUAUAUGGCCGGCGGCAAUCAUAUUGUUCCGCACAUUUGCGGCAACUCAAAUGGUAGGUAGGCGUCUCCGGAGAACUCUCUUUUUUUGGGAUUCGUUUAAUUCACUACAGGGAGGAUAUUAGUUAUAUUCGCUGGUCACAGAAUGUUGCGUGUGCCAGCUGAUUUGGAAAAUUUACCUAUUUAAAAAUCCACAACCUUAGCUUUUUGUCCCACUGGCGGUGGAGGCGAAGAGCUUUGUGCCGACAUCGACCAUUUCAUCUCAUCUAAGGGAAAGGGGCUAGGAUCCGCGCUCUGGGGUCUCCUGGUCCAAAGCUUUGAUGGGCACCUUUGGCCCAGGGACAAUCAAGGCCACACUUUUCGCCUGACAACGAUGUUUCUCAUGCUCUAUAAUUUUGUUGUAUUUAUCGAGCAUAAUGGAGAUAUAAAUAAAUAUCUGGCUGUUUUAGAAUAGCAUGACUUGGAAUAAUCAGCGUAAUAAGUUUGUAUGGAGAAGCGAGUGAGAUGUAAACUUAAAUAAAAACGUAUCGAACAGUAA
Messenger RNA from Maniola jurtina (meadow brown), 2039 nucleotides. Its product is annotated as phytanoyl-CoA dioxygenase domain-containing protein 1-like. The record is from RefSeq and is a predicted model, not a curated record. NCBI's taxonomy places the organism in Eukaryota, Metazoa, Arthropoda, Insecta, Lepidoptera, Nymphalidae. The coding region runs from base 132 to 1004 and encodes 290 amino acids. The transcript is spliced from 6 exons.